AUGGUCAAGGCAACUCUCUAUUUUCAUAUCAGCGGAUUCAUAUUUACUGAUAGUACAUAUGUGGGCUCAACUCUUGAAUAUCAUAUUAUCAGCCCAGAGAAGAAUCUGACAAAGAAAUACGAAAUUGAUUACAAAGUCGCGGAACACUGCUCCAAAUCAUAUAAUCUUACAACUUUUGAUGUUACAAAUGCCAAACUUAUCAUCAAAUUAGUUAGAAAAUCAAUAUUUGAUGAUGAAGUUAUCGGAACAGUUAAUAUUCCAUUCAUUUUACUUCCAAUCGAUGUUGUAACAUUAAAUACACUUCCAUUAAUAAUGGAAGAUCAUGAUGUUGGCCCAGUUGGCAUCAGAAUGAACUUGCAUUUGACUCACAAACAAGAACCAUAUAAAGGAACGUUUAAAGAACCAGUUUUAUUACAAAUGGAUUUAUCAAAGUAUCUGCACUCCAACAAAGACAAAUACGAGCAAAAUUAUAUUGGUUCGACACCUAAAAGUACUGCACAUCGCCGCAGGAGAAGGAAUAGCACUGUUAUCAAUUCAAUUUAA
This is a messenger RNA of Trichomonas vaginalis G3, 543 nucleotides long. RefSeq lists its product as uncharacterized. The record is from RefSeq and is a predicted model, not a curated record. NCBI's taxonomy places the organism in Eukaryota, Parabasalia, Trichomonadida, Trichomonadidae. Bases 1 to 543 code for a protein of 180 amino acids. The transcript has a single exon.